AUGCGCACUCUCACGCGCUCUCUCACAUGCUCUCUCACGCAAUCUCUCAUGCGCUCUCUCCACGGACUCUCACACAUUCCAUCGCACUCCCUCUCGCGCACUCUCUUGCGCAUUCUCUCUCUCACGCGCUCUCUCAUGCAUACUCUCUCGCACACUCUAACUCGCUCUCUCACGUGCUCUUUGAUGCAAUCUCUUACGCGGUCCUUCACGCGCUCUCUCACGCACUCUCUCACGCACUCUCUCACGCGCUCUCUCGCUCGCACUCUCACUCGCCCUCUCACGCGCUCUCUCGCGCGCACUCUCACGCGCUCUCUCACAUGCUCUCUCACGCAAUCUCUCACGGGCUCUCACGCAUUCCCGUCGCACUCCCUCUCGCGCACUCUCUUGCGCAUUCUCUCCUCUCACGCGCUCUCAUCAUGCACACUCUCUCACACACUCUCAACGCGCAUGCAAUCUCUUACGCGGUCCUUCACAGCGCUCUCUCACGCGCUCCUCUCACACACUCUCUCACGCAUUCUCUACACGCGCUCUCUGACACCGCUCUCUCACGGGCUCUCACGCACUCCUCACGUGCUCUCUCUCGCGCACUCUCUUGCGCAUUCCCUCUGUCACACGCUCUUUCUUGCGCACUCCCACGCGCUCUCUCACGCGCACUCCCACGCGCUCUCUUACGCGCUCUCUGACGCACCUCCCUCACGCGCGUCUCUUACGCGCUCUCUCACGCGCUCUCUCAAGCGCACUCUCACGCGCACCUCGCUCUCUCACGCGCUCCCUCACGCGCUCUCUCACGCACUCUCUCACGCACUCUCUCACGCACUCUCUCUCACGCGCUCUCUGACACGUGCUCUCUCACGCGCUCUCUCACGCGCUCUCUCAUGCGCUCUCUUACGCGCACUCACGCGCACUCGCUCUCUCACGCGCUCCCUCACGCGCUUCUUUCACGCACUCUCUCAUGCGCUCUCUCACGCACACUCUCACGCGCUCUCUCACGCGCUCGCCCUCUCUCACUCGCACUCUCACGCCCACUCUCACGCACACUCUCACGCGCACUUUCACACGCACUCUCACGCGCUCUCACACGCUCCCUCACGCGCUCUCUCACGCACUCUCUCACGCUCUAUCUCAUGCACUCUCACGGCGCUCUCUCACGUGCUCCCUCACGCACUCUCUCACGCGCUCUCGCAUGCGCACUCUCACGCGCCUCUCUCACAUGCUCUCUCACGCAAUCUCCCAUGCGCUCUCUCACAAGCUCUCAUGCAUUCCGUCGCACUCCCUCUCGCGCACUCUCUUACGCAUUCUCUCUCUCACGCGCUCUCUCAUGCACACUCUCUCGCCACACUCUCCACGCGCUCUCUCACGUGCUCAUUGAUGCAAUCUCUUACGUGGUCCUUCACGCGCUCUCUCACGCGCUCUCUCACGCACUCUCUCACGCACUCUCUCACGCGCUCUCUGACACGUGCUCUCUCACAGCGCUCUCUCAACGCGCUCUCUCACGCGCUCUCUGACACGAGCUCUACUCACGCGCUCUCUCACGCGCUCCCUCACGCGCUCCCUCACGCGCUCUCUCACGCGCUCUCUCACGCGCUCUCUCACGCGCUCUCUCACGCGCUCUCUCACGUGCUCUCUCACGCGCUCUCUCUCACGUCCUCUCUCACGCGCACCCUCACGCGCACUCUUAGGCACACUCUCAUUCGCUCUCUCUCACACGCGCCCUCACGCACUCUCACGCACAUUCUCUCUCUUUCACGCUCCUCUCACGCGCAUCUCUCACGUGCUCUCUCACGCAUUCUCUCGCGCGCUCCCUCACGCACUCUCUCGCACGCUCUCUCACGCGCUCUCUCACGCGCUCCCUCACGCGCUCUCUCACGCGCUCUUUCAUGCGCUCGUCACGCGCUCUCUCACGCACAACCCUCAUGCGCACUCUCAGGCACACUCUCACGCACUACCUCUUGCGCUCACUCUCCUCGCACUCUCGCGCGCAUUUCUCUCUCUCACGCGCUCUCUCACGCGCUCUCUCAUGCGCACCCUCACACGCUCUCUCACGCGCUCUCUCACGCGCUCUCUCACGCACUCACUCACGCACUCACUCACGCGCCCUCUCAUGCGCUCUCAAACGCUCUCUCACGCGCUCUCUCACGUGCUCUCUCUCACGCACUCACUCACAUGCCCUCUCCUGGCGCUCUCUCACGCGCUCUCUCACGCACUCUCUCACGCGCACUCUCACGCGCACUCUCACGCGCACUCUCACGCACUCUCUCACUCGCUCUCUCUCACGCACUCACUCACACGCGCUCUCUCACGCGCUCUCUCACGCGCUCUUUGACGUGCUCUCUCACGCGCUCUCUCUCACGCACACUCUCUCGCGCUCUGUCUCUCCGCAAUUUCACGCGCAUUCUCUCUCUCACGCGCUCUCUGUCGCGCUCUCUCAUGCACACCCUCACGCGCUUUCUCGCGCGCACCCGUCCUCUCUCCCCUUCUUCAAAUGAAAGUGCCAUGCAAGAGGAGACCAAUUGA
This is a messenger RNA of Closterium sp. NIES-65, 2514 nucleotides long. Lineage: Eukaryota; Viridiplantae; Streptophyta; Zygnematophyceae; Desmidiales; Closteriaceae. The record is from the annotation of a GenBank genome assembly.